AUGCUAAAAAAUGUAGAAGACUUCACUGGACCUAGAGAAAGAAGUGAUCUGGGAUUCAUUACGUUUGAUAUAACUGCUGAUCUAGAAAAUAUAUUUGAUUGGAAUGUUAAGCAGUUGUUUCUUUACUUAUCAGCUGAAUAUUCAACAAAAAAUAAUGCUCUGAACCAGGUUGUCCUUUGGGACAAGAUUGUUCUGAGAGGUGAUAAUCCGAAGCUGCUGUUAAAAGAUAUGAAAACAAAGUAUUUUUUCUUUGACGACGGAAAUGGUCUCAAGGGAAAUAGGAAUGUCACUUUAACCCUGUCCUGGAAUGUCGUACCAAAUGCUGGAAUUCUACCUCUCGUGACAGGAUCAGGACACGUAUCCGUCCCAUUUCCAGAUACAUAUGAAAUAACGAAGAGUUACUAA
Molecule: messenger RNA, 405 nt
Organism: Rangifer tarandus platyrhynchus (Svalbard reindeer)
Lineage: Eukaryota; Metazoa; Chordata; Mammalia; Artiodactyla; Cervidae
Source: the annotation of a GenBank genome assembly